Molecule: messenger RNA, 6563 nt
Organism: Mirounga angustirostris (Northern elephant seal)
Lineage: Eukaryota; Metazoa; Chordata; Mammalia; Carnivora; Phocidae
Gene: PAPLN
Product: papilin, proteoglycan like sulfated glycoprotein
Exons: 27
Coding region: 514-4344 (1276 amino acids)
Biological process (GO): extracellular matrix organization; proteolysis
Cellular component (GO): extracellular matrix
Molecular function (GO): metalloendopeptidase activity; serine-type endopeptidase inhibitor activity
Source: RefSeq, a predicted model, not a curated record
GGGGGAGUGAGAGAGGGAGAAGCAGGCAUCCCGCGGAGCUGGGAGCCCCAUGCGGGGCUCGAUCCCAGGACUCUGGGAUCAUGACCUGAGCCGAAGGCAGACGCUUAACGUCUGAGCCACCCAGGCGCCCCCCAAAAAUUAAGUUUUAAAAACAACAGGUAUAAUGGCUUUUUAAAAAAGACUCUUUUGCUAAAUUAAAACCCGUGAGACUGAUUGCUUUGAUUCUGAACCUGUCCUUCAGCAAGUAUUUUUAAUUGCCCUCUUUUUUUCCCCUUUGAAAUCCUGAAAGAAGGUAUUCUUGGACUUUUAGGAGCCAGUAGUAGGCGGGCCUUUUCUCCCCCACGUGAGUGCCACGGCCCACUGAGCCCCGCGGCGUUCCCGCUCGGCCCUCUGCGGCUCUGCGGUCACGGGUGGGCAACGCGGACGGAGGGACGCGCCCCCGCCCGCAGGACCGCGGACCGAGCCCGGGCCCUGUCCCGCCCGCUCCAACCCCGGCCUCUCCCGCAGGCCGAGAUGCGGCUGCUCCUGUUCGUGCCCCUCCUGCUGGCCCCGGCGCCCGGGUCCUCGGCUCCCAAGGUGAGGCGGCAGAGCGACACCUGGGGCCCCUGGGGCACCUGGAGCCCCUGCAGCCGGACCUGCGGAGUGGGCAUCAGCUUCCGGGAGCGCCCCUGCUUCUCCCAGAGGAGGGAUGGGGGCUCCAGCUGCGUGGGCCCCGCCCGGAGCCACCGCUCUUGCCACACGGAGAGCUGCCCCGCAGGCACCAGGGACUUCCGGGCCCAGCAGUGUUCCCAGUUUGACGGCCAGGACUUCCAGGGAAGGCGGUACAAGUGGCUGCCCUACUAUGGAGCCCCGAACAAGUGCGAACUGAACUGCAUUCCCAAGGGGGAGAACUUCUACUUCAAGCACAGGGAGGCUGUCGUGGAUGGGACGCCCUGUGAGCCUGGCACCCGGGACGUCUGUGUGGAUGGCAGCUGCCGGGUCGUCGGCUGUGACCACAACCUUGACUCCUCAAAGGAGGAGGACAAGUGUCUGCAGUGUGGGGGUGACGGCACGACCUGCUACCCUGUCAUGGGCACCUUUGAUGCCAAUGACCUCAGCAGAGGCUACAACCAGAUCCUCAUAAUUCCCACGGGGGCCACCAGCAUCCGCGUGGAGGAGGCGGCGGCCAGCAGGAAUUUCCUGGCGGUGAAGAGCGUGCGCGGCGAAUACUACCUCAACGGGCACUGGACCAUCGGGGGCGCCUGGGCCCUGCCCGCGGCCAGCACCGUCCUGCACUACGAGCGCGGGGCCGAGGGGGACCUGGCGCCCGAGCGGCUCCUCGCUCGCGGCCCCACCUCCGAGCCCCUGGUCAUCGAGCUCCUCAGCCAGGAGCCCAACCCGGGCGUGCGCUACGAGUACCACCUGGCCCUGGGCAGCCCCCCGCCCGGCUUCCGCUGGGGCCACGGCUCGUGGAGUGACUGCAGCGCCGAGUGCGGUGGAGGUCACCAGUCCCGCCCGGUGUUCUGCACCACUGACGACGAGGUAUACCCUGACCACAUGUGCCAGCAUCAGCUGCGGCCGGCUGACCGCCGCUCCUGCAGCACUCACCCCUGCCCGCAGACCAAGCGGACCUCUUACCUGCACCGGCCCAGAGCGUGGCACCUUGCUGGGGCCCAGCGUGCGUGCAGGAACAGCUGGAAGACGGGGCCCUGGUCGCCCUGCUCGGCCUCCUGUGGUGGUGGCUCCCAGUCCCGCUCCGUCUACUGCGUCUUGUCUGAUGGGGCUGGCGUCCAGGAGGCCGCCGAGGAGGCGGAGUGUGCAGGCCUGCCUGGGAAGCCCCCCACCGCGCGGGCUUGCCACCUGCAGCGCUGUGCAGCCUGGAGGGCAGAGCCCUGGGGAGAGUGCUCUGUCAGCUGCGGCGCUGGCGUCCGGAGGCGGAGCAUCACUUGCCAGAGUGAGGAGGGGUCUCUGCUCCAUGCUACGGCGUGCUCCUCGGAGGACCGCCCCCCCGUCACUGAACCCUGUGUGCGUGAAGACUGUCCCCCCAUCCAUGACCAGGCCUGGCAUGUGGGCGCCUGGGGCCUAUGUUCCCGGAGCUGCAGCGAGGGGACUCGGACGCGCCAGGUCCUCUGUGCCCUCAGGCCAGCCAGCCGCUGCGGGAGCCUGCGGCUGUCCAAGCCCGGGGAGGUGGAGCCCUGUAACUCACAGCCCUGCCAUCUUCCUCCAGAAGUCCCCAGCAUGCAGGACGUGCACGUCAGCUCCAGGGAUCCCCGGAUGUCUUUGGGCCCUCAGGUGGCCCCCACCUCAGAUUCCAGAGACCAGUGGUGGCUCCCCCAGGAGCAACCCUCAGUCCAGGGUAAUCCCAGAAGAGCCCAGGGCCUUCACCUGCCAGGCCUAGCCCCCUCUCUGCCACAGUCCCCACACCGGCAGCCCCUGCGGUCUGGCUUGGCACCCCAAGACUGCAGACAGAGCCCCUAUGGGUGCUGCCCUGAUGGCCACACCACGUCUCUGGGGCCGCAGCGGCAGGGCUGCCCUGGGACCUCAUGUCAGCAGAGCAGGUACGGGUGCUGCCCCGACGGGGUGUCUGUGGCUGAGGGGCCCUGGCACGCUGGCUGCGCAGGGUCUUACAGCAGUGACAACGUGGCGCGAAGGCCGGGGUCAAGAGCAGUGGCUUUCUCAGCCCCCACGGCCCACCGGCCCCAGGCUCAGCAGAACGAGCCCCCUGAGUGCCGGGGCUCCCAGUUCGGCUGCUGCUAUGACGGGGUGGCCACUGCGGCCGGCCCUCUGGGGGAAGGCUGCGGGGGCCAGCCCAGCUACGCCUACCCUGUGCGGUGCCUGCUGCCCAGCGCCCACGGCUCCUGCGCGGACUGGGCCGCCCGCUGGUACUUCGUCCCCUCUGUGGGCCAGUGUAACCGCUUCUGGUACGGCGGGUGCCACGGCAACGGCAAUAACUUUGCCUCUGAGGAGGAGUGCAUAAGCAGCUGCCGGGGGCCGCACGCUGGGCCCCGCUGGCCCGAGCCGGGGGCCUCUGGCCCGAGCACCCGCGCAGAUGGUGGCGGCAGCCGUCCUGGAGGCCAGCUGGAGGCCAGCUGGCCCGGGACGGGGGCCACAGUCCCGACGAAGCUCUUGCCUUCCGGUGGCCUCGGGUGGCGAGACCAAGAGCCUGGGGCGUUUGGAGAACGGCACUGGGGCGGGGAGCUCGGGCCCCCAACCCCUGGCCUGGGCGGAGAUGCGGGGCGACCAGUGCCAUCCUCCCACAGCUCCCCCUACAGGGUCAGCUUGGCAGGCCCGGAGCCGUCCCUGGUGCAGGCCCCCCGGGGGCAGUUGGUGCAGCUCCUCUGCCAAGAUGACAUGCCCCUGGAGCCCCAUACCAGGUGGCAGAAAGACGGGCAGCCCAUCUCCUCCGACAGGCACAAGCCGCAGCCUGAUGGCUCCCUGGUCAUCAGUCCCCUGCGGGCAGAGGAUGCUGGCAUCUACAGCUGUGGCAGCGGCCGGCCAGGCCGUGACUCUCAGAAGAUCCAGCUUCGUGUCACAGGGGCUGAUGUGGCCGUGCUACCUGAGGCUGAGCCAAGACACUUCCCUCAGACCAGGGACCCAGCCCAGGGCCACAGUCCUCGGGACUCCAGCCUAGUGGGGGACAGAGGAGGCCUAGGGGCCGUCUCCUCCUUGCAACCUCGGCCCACGACCAGGCUGCUUCUGGACAGGAACCAGCCUAGGGUGGUGGACGCCCGACCAGGCCAGCAGAUCCAGUUGACCUGCCGUGCUGAGGGCUUCCCACCCCCAGCCAUUGAGUGGCAGAGAGAUGGGCAGUCCCUCUCUUCCCCCAGACACCAGCUGCAGCCCGAUGGCUCUCUGGUCAUCAGCCAUGUGGUUGCGCAAGAUGGUGGCUUCUAUGCCUGUGUUGCUUUCAACGGGCAGGACCGAGACCAGAGAUGGGUCCAGCUCAGAGUUCUGGGCCUGGCCCUCAGACCCUCACACCUGAGGCUGUGCAGACCAGAGAGUUGGUCCACCUUUCUGCAAGGAUAUUGCCGUUUGCACCAUUCAUUCUUCAACUCCUGCCUCCAGGGGAGGGGGCUGCAGCACCCUCUUCCCAACGUAAUGCUGCUCUCUGUUGGCCGGGCUACACCAGGGUUUCUCAACCUUGGCACUAUCGGUAUUUCAAACUGGGAACGGGCUGCCGGUGCGGGCCGACGGGCAUCGCGUCCACCAGUCCCCAGAUGGCACGCUGCUGAUCCACAACCUGCAGGCCAGAGACGAGGGCUCCUACACGUGCAGUGCCUACCGUGGAAGCCAGGCAGUGAGCCGCAGCACCGAGGUGAAGCUGGUCCCGCCAGCUCAAGAAAGUCAAGAGAAAGAGGACCUUAGCAGUCUUCAAAUAAUUCCAUCUUAUACAGCCGAGGAACUCAAAACCCUCCUAGGUCCUUUUACCCAUCUCCUUCCCAAUGUCUCUUAAAGGACAGGCUAGAAGCAGGGCUCAGAUCUCCUACAUUUCAGACAGAUAAAAGGUUUAACAUCCUACUACACGUCAUGGCAUAUCUACUAAGACACAAAUAUUAGAUCUUUGAUUCUCAUGCAAUGAUUCAUAGCUUAAGACUUGAAGACUCUGACCAAGAUUAAAACAAAAAAAACAAACCAGCACCUAUGAAUUCCUAAUGUGAGGUCCUUUAAAGAAUGAUGAUUCAUAGUUUUCAAUGCCUGUUCACUUGUUUUUUGGGAGAGAGAGGACUUUGGGAAUGCCAGGGUCAGAAAGGUCCAAGCAAGUAUGUUAGAUUAGAUGUUAAAGAAUGUCAUAAAGGAGUGUUUAAAUCACAAUGUGCAUUUGUGGCUCAUCAGAAUAAAAGCAUAGAGAAGUAAAAUUUUAAAUUGGAUUAUUCCUAAAUAUAAAACGAUUUCCGUGUGAGCACCAGCUGAGUCCCAUUCUGAUCGUGGCAAAUCUUUAUCCGCCUCUGCUUGUAAUCCUCUAGGUGUUAGGACUCAACCACUUUGGUAGGUGUUAUGUGCAGCAAAGAGUAUUAUUUGGUGGUAUUAAAGAAUGUGCUUUCAGUCUGAAAAAUCACUGAAGCACACUAAGUAACAGCUAUAUAUAUUAAAUUUUCUGAUAAAAACAGCAUGGUGUUUUUUAUUCUUUGGUAUCUGGUGCAAAUGUUUGUAAGAAAUUUAAAAAAAUCAUUACCCAGAAUUUAAUUUCAAAUAAAAUAUGUAUCUUUUUUUGGCUUAAGAGUCAGAGUUGUUUGGGUCAGUAGUAGAUUAAUGGUGUUCUCUAAAAUGGCUGGUUUAGAACUAAAAGGAUAUAAUAAAAAAUAAGCAAGAUUUUAUUAAUGUAUAUUUAAACUGAAUUGUUUAAUUCCAAAACAUUCCUUGUUAGUUUCAACUCUAGCUGUACACAAGAAUGCAAAAGCGUUUUCCCUAAGCCCGAUCACUUAGUUCUGCAAUACACUCAAACCUGACUUUGGACAACAGACUCCUGAGUAACUUGCACAGGCAUUUCUGCUAUGCUGCCAUGUGUACCUGCAAAAAAUUCACCAACUCUGCAAAAUCACACACUACAGUUAACAGGGCUUUGGGAAAAAGAUGGGUUAGCUUCUCAAAAUCCACGGACUUUUUUCACUGAAGCACGAAAACACAGCCAUCAUCUACUACGAAGGGCGCUGCUGUGAAAUCUCCCUCUGCAUUUGCACCCAGCAUCACCAUCAGUGGGCCCUUUGCAGCCUGAACCUGGAACUUGUACUUCUUCCUUCAAGAUGUAGGUCAUUGGUAGCAUUUGCUUCUCAGAGAGAUCAGAUGCAUCAGAAUUAGAAGUCUGUUCCAGGAUGUAGAUUUCCCCAAUUUUGUUUUUAAACAUGGGGGGUAAUAGAAGGUUUAAAAAACUUUUUUAGAGUUACAGUACCAACAACGACCAAUUAGCCUGAACCACAAAUAAGUUUGUUUUUACACAAGGCAAAAUGUUGGGGACUCCAGCUUAAAAUUAUAAUUUAAUAUACAAUUUAACAUAUCACUCUGGCAAAUGAAAUGAAUAAAUUAUCUUAAGUAAAGCUUAUGAUGCUUCAUUGUAGUGGGCACUGUGCUUUGGUGAGCAGCCCCUGAGACCUCCUUGUCAGUCAGGCUCCCUCAGAGCAGCUUCUUCAAAUGCAUUCUCAGCCUCCUCCCCAGACAGCUUCCAGUACUGGAAAUGGUAAACACCUUGGAAGCCACAAAACAAGCCACUCUAAAGGAAAGGCCUUUGUUUAGGUUUUCAGCUUUGUUCUGAAGGUCUUCAUAUAUUGCUAAGAGUUCUCUCUGGCUGUGAGAAAGCUUACCCCUGCGAGCUUCCAAAUAUUAACCUGCUGGGAAAAACGGCUUAAAUAACUGCAGUUGUGGGGCGCCUGGGUGGCUCAGUUGGUUAAGCGACUGCCUUCGGCUCAGGUCAUGAUCCUGGAGUCCCGGGAUCGAGUCCCACGUCAGGCUCCCUGCUCAGCAGGGAGUCUGCCUCUCUCUCUGACCCUCCCCCUUCUCAUGCUCUCUAUCUCAUUCUCUCUCUCAAAUAAAUAAAAUCUUAAAAAAAAAAAAUAAAUAACUGCAGUUGUAGCAGAACAGACUGUACCUUU